Maniola jurtina (meadow brown) is the source of this 1564-nucleotide messenger RNA. Its product is annotated as origin recognition complex subunit 5-like. The transcript has a single exon. Gene Ontology annotation, cellular component: nucleus; nuclear origin of replication recognition complex. Gene Ontology annotation, molecular function: DNA replication origin binding. The coding region runs from base 102 to 1508 and encodes 468 amino acids. Gene Ontology annotation, biological process: DNA replication initiation; DNA replication. The record is from RefSeq and is a predicted model, not a curated record. Lineage: Eukaryota; Metazoa; Arthropoda; Insecta; Lepidoptera; Nymphalidae.
GGGGACACCGGACAACUCAAUAAUUAAGGCGAUUUUAGGGGUUUUUGACACAAACUUUAGGGAUAAAUAUUUUUGAAAGUUGGUAACACUGACUCUUUGGUAUGGCCGUGAACCCCGUGAACCGCCCGUGUGUGAGUCAGCACGUUGUUUAUAUCGCUGAUUUUGCUUAUUUGGGAAAUAUGGAAGAAAUAUAUGAAAAAGUGCCUUGUAGAAAGACCCAGCUUCAAGAUUUGUUGAAUCUUUUGGGUAAAGACGAUGAAUCGCUACCACUUUCAGUAUUUAUCAGCGGAAACACGUCUACUGGAAAAAGUCUAUGUGUUAACACAGUGCUGCAAUAUUUACGUUUCAAACACGUUAUUAUAUUGUGCCUAGAGUGUUAUACACCGACGAUUAUGUACGAGUAUAUUUUAACAGGACUUUACGAGAGUCAGGUAGAUAUCAAAUGCGAUUCUCUUAGGGAAUUGAUGAAUAACCUAAAUGCAUACAGCGCUGAACAAACUCGCUACGAGCCGAUCGUGUUGGUGUUCGAUCGAGCAGAAAAGCUUCUGAAUAUGGAUCAAAGCAUCAUGUCCACGUUUUUAAGAUUGCGCGAGUUCUGCAGCCUAAAUAUUUGCACAUUUUUCAUUACUCAUCUCACUUACGAGAACUUUUACUUCAAAAUGGGAGUCCGAGCCGUCCGGGAGCCUGUAAAGAUGUACUUCCCAAACUACACUAAAGAGGAACUGUUCGAAAUCAUAUUUCUGCAUCAGAAAGCGUUCGUGCGUCACUUGACAAGCAAACACAUUGUUGAUUGCGGUAUAAAAGAAGAUCUUGAACGGCCAGAGUUGUUCGGAAACUUUCUUAAUGCAUUCUUGAGCGAGUUCUACCGACCGUGCCGGGAUUUAAUGGAGUACCAGUACCAAGCGCAAGUAAUCUUCGCCAAAUACUGUGAACCAAUCAUACGAAAUGAGAUUAAAUCAACUGAUUUACCAAAGUUGUGGCACCACAUUACACCCAUACUCCAAGAAACCUUAGAAGUACUCAACUUAAAAAUGGACAUACCAAAUCUUGCAAUAUCAUCCCCCCGUAAAGAAGAACUAUUUGAAUUCCCAAUCUAUACUAAAUUUGUUUUAAUCGCUGCUUAUUUAGCAAGUUACAACCCACCGAAGGAAGAUAAGAGAUUGUUUAUGAAAAAUCAUGGAAAACAAGGAAAAAGUAUGCAGCCAGUUAAGAAGAAGGCUAAAAUUGAAAUUGAGGCUGAAAAACUAAACACACAACUCGGACCUAGAGUCUUUACAUUGAAUAGAUUGAUGGCAAUCUUUUACUCUAUAGUAGAGCUGAAAACUGAUGUACCGUGUAGUAUUCUAAGUCAAAUAGCCACUUUGGUGGACUUAAAGUUAAUUGCAGGCAGGAAGAAAAUAGAUCUGGACAAUCCUAAGUUUAAAUGCACUCUUGGUUACAAUUUUAUUUCUGCAGUUGCUCAAACAGUCGGUUUUAAUAUUAAUGAAUAUUUGUACGACUUCAUUUAAGUAAAGAGUUGUUUUUUAAGUUUGAGCUAUUUAAAUACAUAAUUUAUUAUUUGUUA